Malurus melanocephalus (red-backed fairy wren) is the source of this 4932-nucleotide messenger RNA. RefSeq names its product RNA terminal phosphate cyclase like 1 (gene RCL1). Gene Ontology annotation, molecular function: RNA endonuclease activity. Gene Ontology annotation, biological process: endonucleolytic cleavage of tricistronic rRNA transcript (SSU-rRNA, 5.8S rRNA, LSU-rRNA); ribosome biogenesis. Gene Ontology annotation, cellular component: nucleolus. The transcript has 9 exons. The coding region runs from base 47 to 1168 and encodes 373 amino acids. Lineage: Eukaryota; Metazoa; Chordata; Aves; Passeriformes; Maluridae. The record is from RefSeq and is a predicted model, not a curated record.
CGCCGCUGUCCCAGCGCUUCCUGUUUCCAACCACGUGGGCAGCGGGAUGGCGGGCGAGGCGCACUGCCUCAGCUACACGGGCUGCAACUUCCUGCGGCAGCGCCUGGUGCUGGCCACGCUCAGCGGGCGCCCGCUCAAGAUCCGCAAGAUCCGCGCCAAGGAGGAGGACCCCGGUCUCCGCGAUUUYGAAGCAAGUUUUAUUCGCCUAAUUGACAAAGUGACCAAUGGCUCAAGGAUUGAAAUAAACCAAACAGGUACUAGCUUGUAUUAUCAGCCUGGUCUGCUCUACGGAGGCUCCCUGGARCACGACUGCAGCCCCAGUCGUGGUAUUGGCUACUAUUUGGAAAGUCUGCUCUGCCUGGCACCUUUCAUGAAGCAUCCAUUGAAGAUUGUCUUGAGGGGAGUAACAAAUGACCAAGUAGAUCCUUCGGUUGAUGUCCUUAAGGCAACAGCUCUACCYCUUCUGAAGAAGUUUGGAAUUGAUGGUGAAAGUCUGGAAAUCAAGAUCAACCGAAGAGGAAUGCCUCCCAAAGGAGGUGGAGAGAUACUAUUUUCUUGCCCAGUGAGAAAGGUCUUGCAGCCUGUUCAGUUCACAGACCCUGGAAAAAUCAAGCGCAUCAGAGGAACUGCAUACUCUGUCCGGGUGUCACCACAGAUGGCAAAUAGAAUGGUGGAAUCUGCAAGGGGCAUCCUCAAUAAAUUCCUCCCAGACAUCUAUAUCUACACAGAUCAUAUGAAGGGGGUCAACUCUGGAAAAUCUCCAGGUUUUGGCAUGUGCCUCACUGCAGAAACCAUCAAUGGCACUAUUCUCAGUGCUGAGCUAGCCUCAAACCCUCAGGGCCAGGGAGCAGCUGUGCUUCCUGAGGAACUGGGCCAGAAUUGUGCUAAGCUGCUGCUUGAGGAGGUCUACAGAGGAGGCUGUGUAGAUUCAACCAAUCAGAGCCUUGCUCUGCUCCUUAUGACCCUUGGACAGCGGGAUGUUUCCAAAGUCCUGUUGGGACCUCUGUCUCCAUACACAAUUGAGUUUCUGCGACACCUGAGAAGCUUCUUCCAGAUCAUGUUUAAAAUUGAAACAAAGACCCCUGAGGAAGAGCACAUGGGUGGGGAGAAAGUCUUAAUGACAUGUGUUGGCAUUGGAUUUUGCAACCUUAGUAAAACUAUAAGAUAAAAUCAUCUAUAGACUUAAUGAAAGAGAAAAUGCUGCAAAGAUCUAAUAAAACCUGUGUGUCCCUGUACUUAUUSUAGCAGAGGUAGACCUGUGAUGAUUCCAGUGCGGGGGUACCCAAGCCCACUGCAUGUAAACAAUAAAGCUGACUUUAGAUUGUUUAGAUCUGUGCUAUUUAUAAAUGCAAUGCCAGUAUUCUGUGCUGCUUGGAGUGGCUCUUUGGAGUCUUAGCUGACUUGGGACUUUUUGCACUGUAUUCCACUGAAUGGGAUACAAGUGCCUCAUGUCACUGUGCUCUCAAGCCUUAAUGAGGUGAGUGCUCUGGUUUUAUGUAUUUACUGAUUUCAGUCGUAGUUGUUUCUGAAAGGUUUAGAUAGAGAGGGAAAACAAAGUUGAUGAAAACAAGCUUUGCAUUGCAAAACAACGAUCACAACAGAAAUAUUAGAUUCUUAAGGUAACUGCAGAGAUAAUAUUGGCAUAAAAUAAAAGUAAAGGUGUGGCAGUAGUUCUUUGUUUACACAUUGUGUGUAUGUGUAGAAUUUGUCAGAUGCUCCAUUUCUGUUUACAUUUGCUAAAUUCACAGAAUYGCCAAAUAGGCUGAGUUGGAAGGGACCCAGAAGGAUCAUUGAGUCCAGCUCUUAAGUGAAUGGCCUCUGCCGGGAUCAAACCUGUGACCUUGGCGUUAUGAGCACUAUGCUUUAACCAGCUGAGCUCAUCUCAGGGUUGCAAUUUCACAGGAAGAAUAAAAUAUAUUUUAUUUUUUGUAAUGUUACAAUACUGCAGAAGAGGUCACAGCCUAUACUGACUUAUUUUUGUCUCUUUAGCAAAGAUGAGUAUGGAAGGASAAACCUCCAUGACAGCUUUUGACUUGUCACACGCAUUGUUUUUAGAUUUGUUCGGCAUGUUAUACUUGGUUCACAAUUAGUUGUGAGAAGUAGCAAAAAUAGCUGUAGACUUUGAGGGAGAAAAAUACAUUCAGUUACAUCAUCAUAUUUUGUGCAUCUGCUCCGUUUUUAAAGUGCUGCACAGAUUCACAGAUACAAAACAAAGUUUCUGCCAGGUUAUAAAUAUUUACCCAUGAGAGGCUUUUGGUAGAUUCCAGGCAAACCUGCUGAAGUUAAUGCUGAACUCCUGACACAGGGGAAGAAAUAUGUAUUUGACUUCAGACUACUUAGUGUGCCUGGAGUAAAAUAAAACUGUGUCAAAAACCGGUAUAUAGAGAGAGCAAAUACUAAUGCCUCUGUUAUAAUGGUUUUAUGAACUUUAUCUGAUGCCACUGUAAAGUGRGCAUUACCUCUGUAGUAUGAAGAAUGUAUACCGGACCCAAAAAGGACUUUGACAAAGGUUCAGUAUUUGCUUAGUGUUUUGUUAACUUGCAGGCCAUGCGAGUAAUUUUUUUACUGUACUUUGUUCUUGUUGCAAUCUGUCACACAUGUUUUGGAAAAAUAAAGUAUUUUAUUCCUAAAUAAGGUUUUAUUUCCCUCUAAAGCAAAACAAACAACAGUUGGGGGGGAAGAAUAAGCCUGAAAGUCUUUCCUGUGCCAUUUGUAAGAUAAAUGGCUAUCUUGAAUUAAUACAUCAAAGAAACAGCUUUGGGAGUUGCCAGAGACAGAGGAAGGGAAAGGACAAAGCCAUUCCUAUAAUAUACUAGCUUUCCAAAAUUUAACUUGCAGCUAAGGAAAUCCUAAGUAAAAUAAUAAGAUAUGAAGUAAAAUAACUUGACUAUAUUUUUUUACAUUUCAAGUUAGAAAAAGGUAUGGAGUAAAGAAAGAAUUUACCGUGCUCCCUUAUGUCACUGUGUAAUGAAAAAACUAGAAACUUUAGUUAAAAAAUUACUCRAAAUAUGAGGAGUCACUCUACCAAAAGGUGAAAUGUACAAGCUAAGAUUAAUAGCCACUAGAAUAAAAAUAUAACAUACAUAUUAAUUUAAGAUUUGAGUUUCUGCCACAGCUCAGAUUUCCAAAGAGUGCCUAAAUAAAACUUUGGAGGUAGUGUCACCACUUCAAAAAUGAAAAGCUUUAUUAUUUUUAAGAUUACCUAUGAAACUGUGUGAGUUUUUCCAGAUGUUCCAGUUGCAUCAAGCUUAGAGGAGGCAAUAAAUUGCCCAGGCAGCAGAUUCUUCAGCAAUAAUUAUGUCACACAAUUACUUGUACUUAUCUCACUGUUGAAGUUGGACGGGUAACCCUUAGCCCUGCUGCACAUUGCAUAACUACAGCACAACGCUUGCUGCAGCUUUGAAUUUGCUUGUUGCUUUGCAGAAAAAKAAAGGUAUAUGAAGUUAAUAUGUUUUUCUAUAACAGUCACCCUCUGGAGAAAUAGAAACAGAAAUUCCAGAGGAGGUUUUAGGUAAGAGCUUUCUUAAGUUUAUCUGGCCUUCAUAUAUUCUGGGGAAGAUACUUAUUACAAGGAAAUCCUGCAGAUAAAAGCUGUUUGUUUAUUGGCAGAACAGCAAUUAAGAUCUGUUUUGGUCUGAUCACAUAAGCAGUUAAGAUUUUAGAGCUGGACAGAGAAAAUUAAUUUUUUAUGAAAAAAAUUCAUAGCUGGUGGUAGCCACAGACUUUAUGGUAAUUAUGAUAGUUACUAGGAGACACAUCUUUCAUCUCAGUUUAUCCCUGGUGGAGUAAAACUCAGAUAAAAAUGAUUAGCUGUACAUAAAUAAUGCUGUACUCUUUGAACAAUCCAUCAGCAAUUUAAUUAAUGUCUUUGGAUGAACAACUUUGAUCAUAGAAUCAGAACAGUUUCAGYUGGAAAACACCUUAAAGAUAUCUAGUUCCACCAUCCCCAGGCAGGUUGCUCAAAGACCAUUUAGUGGCCUUGAAUGCUUCCAGGGAUUGGRCAUCCAUGACUACUCUGGGCAACCUGUAAGAGCAGCCCACCACCCUCACAGAAASGAAAUUUCUUCCUAAUAGCUAAUCUAAACAUACCCUCCUUCAAYUGAAAGCCAUCACCCCUUGACCUGUCACAACCUGCCCCUUUAAAAAGUUCCUUUCCAGCCUUCCUUUUCGUUUCAUUAGAUACUGAAAGGUGCUAGAGGUGCUAAAAGGUCUCCAGAGUCUUCUCCAAGCUGUACAAACGCAAAUCUCUCAGCCUGUCCUUGUAAGCAGAGGUGCUCCAACCCAUGGAUCACUGUGGCCCUCUUUUGCACUUGCUCCAGCACUCGAGGUCUCAUGCUCAGUGCCUCAGAACUGGAUGGAGCACGGCAGAUGGGGUUCCAGAGUGGAAGUCACGGUGGUGAUGUUAAAAGUGUUUGUAAAAUAUGGCUUUACCUUGCAUCUCCUGCCAAUUUUAUAGUAAUUUCUUCUAUGAUGGUGGUUUGACUGCAUCUCCAGUGGUUAUGUCAGAAAAUCCAUGUUAACUUGCURUAGGACAGGUUCAGGAGUAGAACACUAUACUGGAAGUGAAAUUGUUUCAUUCGAAGGCAGUGCACUUUACCAAAGGCAUAUGGCUAGAAGCCAGCGCAAUAACUGCCUGGGGAAGCAUGCAGUAGGUACAUCAGCUAGGCCAAAACAGUAAGCACAUGGCUGUCUUGGGUAGUGUUUUCAAAAUGGUGUUUAUGUUACUGCCAGAGCAUAUAUACUUUCUCUCUUCUUCCCCUUCCUCAUGGGUGACAUGGAUUUUGUUUCAAGCCACUGAGGCAUAAUUUUCUGCUUGCAAGCUCUGACGUUCACUUCCCUGUUUUUCAAUCAUACACUUGAGACAGAUACCAGAGGGGAAAAAAGAAACAAGAAAAGAACUAGUUUUCAGGAAGCAUAAUUUUGCCUAUGAGU